This is a messenger RNA of Aphis gossypii (cotton aphid), 1593 nucleotides long. Its product is annotated as mucin-2-like. Bases 489 to 1148 code for a protein of 219 amino acids. The transcript has 2 exons. Lineage: Eukaryota; Metazoa; Arthropoda; Insecta; Hemiptera; Aphididae. The record is from RefSeq and is a predicted model, not a curated record.
GGUCCCGCGUAACAGCCGUUUGAAUCCAAACGGCAUUUACGCGGAAAUCCGCCGAUUACUUCUCUUACCAACCGCCAGGUAACAACGGACGACACCGAUGCGCGAUAACCGCGCGCGGACGGAUCGAACCGGUGACACCGCGCACCGGACCCAAGACAGUCAGUCUUGUGAUCCGCGUCCUAGCACCCACACACACCUACUCGCCUAAUAUAUAUUUUCAGCUUCACAUUUUUUUUGACUCCAUCGCCAAUUGUUUUUUUUUGUUUUUUUCUUUUUGUUCUCUUCUUUUCAAAAUUACGUAGUGUAACGAUAAUAAAACACCACCUCAUUUUCCCCAAAUUGUGCGUUCAAUUAUUUAUUUUGUUUUUCCUUCACGUCUCACACCUCAGCCAUCCCGUCCUCAUCCAUCAACCGACGUCGUCGCACUAACAGGCACCCCGUCAAUUGGCUCCCCGAACAGGAAUCACCGUCGAGCAGCCAACCGCAACAUGGACCAGAGGCAAAACCCCCUCCACCAGGCCGCGGAACUGUUAGAGCGCAGCCAGCAGCUACUGCGCACGGCAAACGCCGAAACCCCCCGCGCAACAACGGCCGCACGGGCGCGAAGGAUGCCCCUGGAACAGCUACGCCGGGACCCGGUGCUGUGGGCUGCCUACAACCGCGGGUGGAACGACCGCACGGCGGCAUUCCGCCGUGUGAUGGACGAGCCACCCGUGGAAACACACCGGUCCCGGAGCCCGAGACGGCACGUGCUACCAGCGGGUAUGCCGCGACCGCCCGCGAUUCCCCCGUCUGCGUACCUUUUCCGACCCCCUCCCCUACCCCUGAUGGCAACGCCAGUACCCCGGCCGCCAGCGAUCGUAACAGCGCCGCCAACGACAACAACAGCGACAAGAACGAUGACGACAACGGCAAGACCGACGACGACGGUAGCGGCACCACCAGCAAACAGAAACCGCCAGCGAAACCACCGUCAGCGAAGGAACGCAGCUCGGCUAGCCGAUUUCAAGGCAGCGAAGAGGACCACCGGGGAGGGGCCGUCACAACAGUUCCGCCUACAAAAAACGCUACCCACCACCAACCCGCCGCCAUCAACCGUCACCCCCAACGGCACCACGUCUGCAGACCAGGGAGGAAACGACCCCUAGUCGCCGAGGUAACAACCCCGGAGGAAAACAUGCCUACCGGAAUAGUUGAAACCUCGGAACAACCAGCGCCCACCCCAACACCUCCGGAGGAUAUGGAAAUAUCCCCGGAGGAAGAGGCGGAGCUGCUGGCAGACGUGGACGUCGGCCCUCCCGAGGACGUAGACAUGGAGGCCGUCUAUGAUAACGCCAUCCGGGGUUAUCUAGACGGACCCACACCACCACAACCGGAGUAGACACCCGGGACCACGUCCGCUGUAAUCAGCUGGAAUACGUGCCCACUGCUCCGGAAUAGUGCCCGCACCGAACAACCACCGCCCACACCUAUCACCCAACCGUUGUCGGCCGGAAACCCGCCACCCCUGGCGGUUUGGGGGGGAGCAUGACGCGGUCCCGCGUAACAGCCGUUUGAAUCCAAACGGCAUUUACGCGGAAAUCCGCCGAUUAC